AUGUUCAAAUUCAAGCCGAAGAUUCCGACACUGGCACGAAUUCCCAGCGAGAUCAGGCUUUCUUCACAAUGGAUAAAAGCAAGGAGUUCCUCAAAUGAAGAUAUCAAUGUGGAGAAACUUUUUGUGGACCAAGAAGUUCAAAAACUUCUUACCGACUUAACAGAAAUCGAUCUCGAGUACAAAGUGUUCCGUCCAAGAAGAACCUCCAUUCAGCAAAGAUCCCAUUUCGCUUUGAUGACAGAGGAGCGACUUGAAAAGACUCGUGAAAGAAUGCGGGAAGAGGCUCGUCGGUUUUUGCAAUUUGUUCCAGUCAAGGAACCCCGAGUAGAAAGUGUUCAAAUAUUGGCCCAAGAUUCAGAAUUGAAAGAUUUCGAUACAAGCAAAUUCGUCUUCACUGAUAUCACUUUCGAUGCCACUGAUCAAGAUCGUACCGUUGUCGUUAGAGAGCCUGAUGGAACACUGAGAACCGCAAACCCCGAAGAACACGAUAGAAUGAACAGAACUUAUUAUCAGAAACCGAACCGACCAGUGAAUGCGCCAGCGCUUUUCACCGAUCCAUAUCUUCAGAAUGCGCUUGAUAAAAACGAGCAUGAGUUUGUUCUUGACUGGGCGUGCUGGUUUUAUGAGCCAGACGAUCCGUCCUACAUUCGGCUGAGUCAACUUGUAUUUGAUCGUAUCAACGAAUCAGGAAAAUUCCAUGUGAUCACUUCAACACGUCAUUUCGGACCUUUCACCUUCUUCCUGGCCCUCAAUGACAAUGUUCCAAAACUUCUGAACUAUUUCGGAGGCCUCGGACGCUUAGCUGAUUGUGCUAAUCUUGUCCGACUCCAAAAAGCAGUACGACCAGAUUGGAGAGUAACCAUCGCUCAGGGAGAUUCUGAUGAGAAAAUUGUGAAAGAUUUCAUCAAACAAAACGCUCGCUUCCGAGACCAAAUCGGAGAUUUACAAGCAUUUAUUUCCACGGGCAAAGUGAAGUCAGAACAUGAAGCCGAGAAGCAUUUCGGGCUCAGAGAACGACUGGGUCGUGUAGACAAAAGAAGAGUUCGAAUCACUUCGGGCAACAUUCGUGGCAGUGAAGGACCUCUUGGCGAAUUGAGUGACGAAUACUCUGUGAAAGUUGUGAAGAGUGAAGGAACUGUUGGCUCAGAUGGAACAGAAAAGAAAGAAGAAGGUCGUGGACGAGGAAGGUGGAGAAGUCGGGAUCAAAACACAGAUGAUAAGAAGGAAGAGUGA
Messenger RNA from Caenorhabditis briggsae, 1233 nucleotides. It is a transcript of the gene Cbr-mrps-22, whose product is annotated as Protein CBR-MRPS-22. Gene Ontology annotation, cellular component: mitochondrial small ribosomal subunit. Gene Ontology annotation, molecular function: structural constituent of ribosome. The transcript has 3 exons. NCBI's taxonomy places the organism in Eukaryota, Metazoa, Nematoda, Chromadorea, Rhabditida, Rhabditidae. The record is from RefSeq and is a predicted model, not a curated record. The coding region runs from base 1 to 1233 and encodes 410 amino acids.